Molecule: messenger RNA, 1732 nt
Organism: Rosa rugosa (rugosa rose)
Lineage: Eukaryota; Viridiplantae; Streptophyta; Magnoliopsida; Rosales; Rosaceae
Product: APO protein 1, chloroplastic
Exons: 5
Coding region: 186-1523 (445 amino acids)
Molecular function (GO): RNA binding
Source: RefSeq, a predicted model, not a curated record
CCCCCAUAUAGAUAUUUUGUUGACCACCAUGUCCUUCCAUAAGACCAAGAAAAUGAAACUCUAUUGCUGUUAACUGUUCACGUAUUACUGAUAAGAGCCAGGCUGAACCAGUUGCAGUAUUUCCAACCUGAAAAGUGGCUCAUCAAUCUACCAGUUUCAGAGAGAGCUGACUCCAACAUAGAUAGAUGUUCCAGAGGCCUCCAACAGCAUCCUCUACUUUGUGGGAACCGUCUCCGAAAGGUGCUUGCCUCAGUACCAUAGAUUUCAAGCCGCCUCAAUUAUCAACUGCGAGUUCAUAUAAUCUUGGCUUGAAGUUUGAGCAUGGAAAGCUUCGUAAAGGGGGAAGUACAUGCAGAACCAUCUACUCUGUCAGUAGGAAGCCCAGUGUAGAACCAACUUUCAGGAAGCGAGAUGCAUCUCCCCAAAAUGAGGAUCUUCCAGCUGUACUACCUAAGCAAAAGAAAAAACCAUAUCCCAUUCCCUUAAAGAAGAUUAAGCAGGCUGCAAAGGUGAACAAAAAACUUGCAGAAAAGGGUAUAGAAAAGCCACUCGACCCUCCAAAAAAUGGAUUACUUGACCCUGAUCUAAUUCCUGUUGCUCAUCAAGUACUGCAUGCCUGGAAAGCUUUGAUUAAGGGCCUCGCACAGCUGUUGCAUGUUAUUCCAGUAUAUGGUUGCCUUGAAUGCUCUGAGGUCCAUGUAGCCCAGUCUGGCCAUCACAUUCAGGACUGUCUUGGUCCAUCAAAUGCUACACGCCGAAGCUUCCACUCAUGGAUGAAGGGUUCAAUCAAUGACGUACUUGUACCCAUUGAAGCAUAUCAUCUCUACGAUCCUUUUGGUCGGCGCAUUAAGCAUGAAACUAGAUUCCAAUAUGACAGGAUUCCAGCAGUUGUGGAGCUGUGCAUCCAAGCUGGUGUGGACAUACCCGAGUACCCUUCACGCCGAAGAACCAAACCCAUCCGAAUGAUCGGAAAGAAAGUGAUCGAUCGGGGUGGAUUUGUUGAGGAGCCUGAGCAAUGGCAUGCUGCAAAUCCAUCUUCACUUGCUAUUGCUGAUCUUGAUACACAUGGGGCUUCUGAACGGUUUGCACCUCCACUGUCAUCAGAUAUUCCUAAGAUUGCACAGGAGACACUAGAUGCAUAUGAAACUGUCAAGUCUGGAGUGACAAAGCUGAUGAAGAAAUGCAGUGUGAAGGCAUGUGGGUAUUGCCCGGAGGUUCAUGUAGGACCUUGGGGUCAUAAUGCAAAGCUGUGUGGAGAAUUCAAGCACCAAUGGAGGGAUGGAAAACAUGGUUGGCAGGAUGCUACCGUGGACGAAGUUUUCCCUCCAAAUUAUGUAUGGCAUGUCAAAGAUCCCAAAGGGCCUCCAAUGAAGGGUGGUGCGCUCAAGAAGUUCUACGGGAAGGUGCCAGCAGUGGUAGAGCUGUGCUUGCAAGCAGGUGCUCAGAUUCCUGAGAAAUACAAGCCCAUGAUGAGGCUUGACAUUGUAGUCCCUGAAAUUGAUGAAGCACAGUUAGUUGCAUGACAUUGUAUAGUGUAGCAUGCGUAACAUGUAGAUGUAUUUUUAGUUUCUUGGACCAGGUUUCUCCGAAGCGCACACAUGCCAAGAGCGUCGAGGAAAACAGAAUAUUGUUCUUGCUUUGUUUUUGGGUCAGAAUUUAAAAUCUUGGCAUUUGUAACUCAAGAAAUUAUUGGCGCAGAGUACAACAGGGGAAGACAUUUAUAUAUUUAUAA